AUGACUUUUAUGAGUAUUAAUGAGCAUGAUGAUCGUGAACGAUUGUUCAUGAAGAUCUUCACUUCUGUGCAAGAUGUUGGAUAUAAAAAAAAACCAAACAAAAAUAAUAAUAAUAUGACACACAACACUACAACACCUUUAUUAUUAGUAUUUAAAUCAAGGUAUUUGACAAAACUGAUAUUCAAACAUAUUGAAGAGAUUCAUAAACAACAAGAAGAAGAAGAAGUAAAAGAUGGUACCGGUAGUAUCAUCAAUCGAGCAUUAAAAGGUAGAGAGAUCAUCAAACGUGGUGUUCUAUCAAUGAUAUCAAUCUAUGCAAUGCCAUGGAACUUUAUCAAACAUUAUUUAAAGGUAUCUUUGUCAUCUGAUGAUGAUGAUGACACAAAGAUAUUCAGUCAAGUUAAAUUAAAUAUUAUCACAAUGUAUUGUGGUCAUCGUAAUGCAACUUUGGAUACUCUUAUACAUUUGAUUGAUGAUUGGGCACCCGAUUUCGAUCCUCAAGAAACACAUUCACAUUUGGCUUCAUAUAUUGCUGAAGUUGGUCAUGUCGAUCUAUUAGAGUAUCUUAUCAAUAGGUAUCCAAAUAUCAACCUUGAUUCAGCUGGUGAUAUUGCCGCUGAAUUUGGUCAUUUAUCAAUAUUAAAGUUAUUGGAUAAUCUACCAAAACAACAACAACAACAACAACAACAACAACAACAACAACAAAUGCUCUGCAAUAUUACAAGAUAUCUCUCUAAAAAUGCAAUGUAUAGAGCUGUUUCAAAUGGUCAUUUGGAAAUUGUAAAGGUACUUUUUCUUCAUUUAAAUCAAACUCAAAGUGAGAUCCUCCAGUGUACGACUUUUGCAAUGGAUAGAGCUGCUCAAGGUGGUUUCUUUGAGAUUGUCAAAUUUCUACAUUUUAAUCGUACAGAGGGUUGUUCAGAGAGUGCUAUGAAUUCUGCCGCACAGAUUGGCGAUAUUGAAAUGUUAAAGUUUCUACAUUUAAAUAGAACGGAGGGAUGCACAACUGAUGCUAUGGAUCAAGCAUCAAAGAACGGAUUCAUUGAUAUUGUUAUAUUUCUUCAUGAAAAUAGAACAGAAGGUUGCACGGUGGAUGCUAUGGAUAAUUCAAAUAGUUUGGAAAUCAUUCAAUACCUUCAUAAUCAUCGCACAGAAGGAUGCACAAAAGCAGCCAUGGCAAGAGCCGCAGAAAACGGAAAAUUAAAUAUAGUCCAAUGGUUACACUAUAAUAGAACAGAUUCUGGAUGUUCAAGAGAUGCUAUUGGAAAUGCAGCAAAGAAUGGUCAUAUUGAUAUGGUUAAGUUUCUAUUUAAUAAUAGGACAGAAGGAUGGGAUAAUAAUGCAACUGAUCGUGCAAUCAAUUCAAAUGGUAGCAUGGAGAUGAUUACAUUUAUUCAUGAAAAUCUUUAUACUGGGUGUUCUUCAGAUGGAGUAAAUGCUGCCGUCAUUAAUGAUAGAUUAGAUAUAAUCGAAUAUUUACAUUAUCAUUACCCACAAUCUAAUAUUUGGUCAGUUAAUACAAUGGAUUUAGCUGCGAGAUAUGGCCAUCUAAAUAUUGUCAAAUUUUUAAAAGUAAAUAGAUCAGAAGGAUGUUCAAAUAUGGGAUUAGAGUAUGCGUGUGACAAGGGACACUUUCAAAUUGUUAGAUAUCUUUCUGACAAUAUACCAAAUAUUAGGAUAUCACGUGAUGCUAUGGAUAAUGCCGCGCGUAAUGGGCAUAUUGAUAUUGUUCGAUUUUUACAAUAUAGUAGAACAGAAGGAUGUACACCAUUGGUUGCUAUUAAUGGUGCAGCUCAAAGGGGGCAUUUACAAGUAGUAGAGUUUUUACACAAGAUUCGUAAUGAAAAGUGUUCGUCAGAAGCUCUCCUCGCUCACCAUUUAUGUAAAUCCAAUAAUUAUACAGAUGUGUUUAGAUAUUUGGUUACGAAUCGUAUGGUAUCAAAAAUGCAAAUAUUAGAUCAUCUUGCAAAAUACUCUUGGUUUUGUUAUGAAGUACUUGAUCUUGCCAAUCAAUAUUUAAAUUCAUCAAUAUAA
Cavenderia fasciculata is the source of this 2034-nucleotide messenger RNA. RefSeq lists its product as uncharacterized. Bases 1 to 2034 code for a protein of 677 amino acids. The record is from RefSeq and is a predicted model, not a curated record. The transcript has 9 exons. Gene Ontology annotation, molecular function: protein binding. NCBI's taxonomy places the organism in Eukaryota, Evosea, Eumycetozoa, Acytosteliales, Cavenderiaceae.